AUGCGUCUCACAAUCGACAACAUCAACCCCAACAUCCGGGAGGCCAAGUAUGCCGUCCGCGGUGAGCUUGCGGUCAAGUCUGAGGAGCUCAAGGCCCGCCUGGCCAAGGGCGACAAGUCCCUCCCCUUUGACGAGGUCAUCAACGCCAACAUCGGCAACCCGCAGCAGCUGGACCAGAAGCCCAUCACCUUCUUCCGCCAAGUCCUCAGCCUGGUCGAGAACCCACAGCUGCUCGAGAAGGAAUCGGUCCUGAUCGAUGCCCUAGGCUACAAGUCCGACGUCAUCGAGCGCGCCAGGUGGCUCCUCAAGAGCGUCGGUUCCGUCGGCGCCUACAGCGCUAGCAACGGUGCUCCUGCUAUCAAGGAGAGCAUUGCCAAGUUUCUCGAGAGACGCGAUGGCUUCCCCGCCAACCCCGCCAACAUCUACCUAUCGGGCGGUGCGUCUUCCGGAGUCAACACGCUUCUCAACACCAUCUGCGCCUCGCCCAAGACGGGCAUCUUGAUCCCGAUCCCCCAGUACCCGCUGUACACGGCGACUCUGUCGGUCCUCAACGCCACGUGCGUCCCGUACCACCUGGACGAAUCCAACAGCUGGCGGACGGACCUGGAGACGAUCCGGGCGUCGUGCGACAAGGCCAAGGCCGAAGGAAUCGACGUGCGGUGCAUCGUCAUCAUCAACCCGGGAAACCCGACGGGCGCGUCCCUCCCGGACGAGGAGAUCCGGGCCCUGCUCGACUUCGCGCGCGAGGAGAACCUGGUGGUCAUGGCCGACGAGGUCUACCAGACCAACGUCUUCGUCGGCAAGUUCCACAGCUUCAAGAGCAUCCUGCGCAGCAUGCAGCAGGAGAGCCCGGGCGUCUACGACCACAUCGAGCUCGCGUCGCUGCACAGCGUGUCCAAGGGCAUGGUGGGCGAGUGCGGCCACCGCGGUGGCUACUUCGAGCUUGUCGGCUUCGACCCCGAGGUCGAGGCCAACAUCUACAAGUUCGUAUCCAUCAUGCUGUGCGCCCCCGUCAUCGGCCAGUGCCUGGUCGAGCUCAUGGUCAACCCCCCGCGCGAGGGUGACCCAUCCUACCCCCUCUACCGCCGCGAGUACGACUCCAUCUUCGACAGCCUCCGACAGCGCGCCACCGCCCUCCACUCCGCCUUCUCCCAGAUGGAGGGCGUCGAGUGCGCCGAGCCCCAGGGCUCCAUGUACCUCUUCCCCACCAUCAACCUCCCCAAGGGCGCCGUCGCCGCCGCCGAGAGCGAGGGCCGCCACCCCGACGAAUUCUACUGCAUGCGCCUCCUCGAGGCCACCGGCAUCUGCGUCGUGCCCGGCUCCGGCUUCGGCCAGAAGCACGACUCUCUCCACUUCCGAACCACCUUCCUCGCCCCCGGUACCGAGUGGACGAACCGCAUCGUCAAGUUCCACAAGGAGUUCAUGGACAAGUAUAGGUAG
This is a messenger RNA of Geosmithia morbida, 1440 nucleotides long. Its product is annotated as alanine transaminase. The transcript has 2 exons. The coding region runs from base 1 to 1440 and encodes 479 amino acids. NCBI's taxonomy places the organism in Eukaryota, Fungi, Ascomycota, Sordariomycetes, Hypocreales, Bionectriaceae. Gene Ontology annotation, biological process: biosynthetic process. The record is from RefSeq and is a predicted model, not a curated record. Gene Ontology annotation, molecular function: L-alanine:2-oxoglutarate transaminase activity; pyridoxal phosphate binding.